Molecule: messenger RNA, 550 nt
Organism: Ambispora gerdemannii
Lineage: Eukaryota; Fungi; Glomeromycota; Glomeromycetes; Archaeosporales; Ambisporaceae
Source: the annotation of a GenBank genome assembly
AUGACACAAAAAUUGCCGAUUUUCGAGGUUUGUGUGGAUUCAGUUUCCUCGGCAAUUAAUGCAGAAAAAGAAUGCGCAGCCCGCAUCGAAUUAUGUGAUAAUUUAAAUGAGGGUGGAACUACGCCGAGUUCAGGAAUGAUCGCGACAGUUCGAAAAUAUGUCAAAAUCCCAAUUAUGGUGAUGAUAAGACCUAGAGGUGGUGAUUUUUGCUAUAGUGAAUCCGAAUUUGAGGUUAUGUGUGCGGAUAUUGAACACGCGAAGUCACUCGGAGCGGAUGGCGUGGUUUUUGGCAUUCUCCUAAAAGACGGAAGUAUUGAUAUCCAAAAGACUUCGAGGCUAGUUGAUCUAGCAACGCCCAUGUUAGUGACAUUUCAUAGAGCAUUUGACAUGUGCAAAAACCCGUAUCAAUCACUUGAGGAUAUUAUCGCGAUUGGUGGGAUACAGCGAGUAUUGACGAGCGGCUGCGACAGCUCAGUAUUAGAAGGGCUCGAAAAAAUAGCGCUUUUAGUAGAGCGAGCAAGAGACCGGAUAAUCGUAAUGCCUGGAGGAG